This is a messenger RNA of Cyphellophora attinorum, 855 nucleotides long. RefSeq lists its product as uncharacterized. Bases 1 to 855 code for a protein of 284 amino acids. The transcript has a single exon. The record is from RefSeq and is a predicted model, not a curated record. Lineage: Eukaryota; Fungi; Ascomycota; Eurotiomycetes; Chaetothyriales; Cyphellophoraceae.
AUGCCUUACACACUGAGUGCCGAGGAGAUCGCACAAUACCACGAGGAAGGCUACCUCAUACUACGCGCCACACAGCACGGUCUUGUCUCACCUUCAGCUCUGCAAGAAUGGUCAGCAGAAGUAAAAUCCUGGCCCAAGGAAAAGGGCAAGUGGAUGCACUACGAGGAGAUCAACAGCCAAGGGCAACGACAACUCCUACGCACGGAGAACUUCGUCGACUACCACCCACAGCUCGUCGCUUUCCUUUGCGGCGAUGACCUCACUAAUCUCCUUGCCCAGCUCUCCGGCGACGACAUGCUCCUCUUCAAAGACAAGAUCAACUACAAGUCUCCCAAGGGCAACGGCUUCGGAGCUCACCUCGACGCGCCGGCCUACGACCAUAUCGGCAAGAUCGACCACGUAACAGCCAAUCUAGCCGUUGACGACGCCACACUCGAGAAUGGCUGUCUCGAGGUUGUGCCUGGAUCACACAAACAACACGUUCCCUUCAUAACGGGCGGUCACAUCACUCGCGAAUGGGAAGAAUCCCAUACCUGGCUUCCCGUGCCACUAGCUCCAGGGGAUAUGCUUAUCUUCGGUAGCCACCUGGCCCAUCGGAGCGGACCUAAUAAUUCGACCAGGGAGAGGGCUAUGAUCUAUGCCACGUAUAGUGCGAAGCGCGAUGGUACGGAUCUGAGGCAAAGGUACUAUGCGGAUCGGAGAGAGAACUUUCCGCCUGAGCAUGAGAGGGUUGAGGGGAAGGACUACAGUAAAGGGUGGGAGAGGUAUGCUUUUGCCGCGCCGUUCUCGAUGCAGGGCAUCAAAGACCAGGAGACGCCCGCGCCGGCCGCAGUAGCGGUGGGAAAGGUGCACUAG